Messenger RNA from Cuscuta campestris, 1385 nucleotides. The record is from the annotation of a GenBank genome assembly. NCBI's taxonomy places the organism in Eukaryota, Viridiplantae, Streptophyta, Magnoliopsida, Solanales, Convolvulaceae.
AUUAGCUGUCGAUCUCACACGUGUGUUUUUUGGUAUAUAUGUGAGUCGUACAUACACACAAAGUAUUAACUCACCGUUUUUCACCACCGAAAAAUCGUUCCAUAUACGGUGUAUUUUAUUGCGGCUGAGUUCCUUAUCUCCACCGCCACUCCACCGCCGAUCACAUCGGAAAACAUGUGUCCGACGAAGCAGAAGCAAAACUUCCCCAACCACCUCUCGCCUAUCGCGGCUCGCAGCGACUGGAGGCAGGAAGCGAUCAACGGAGGAUCGUUGAAGCGCGUGGACUUGAACAGCGGCUCCAACGGCUGGGCGUCCCCUCCCGGAGACCUUUUUCUCCUCCGCGGAUCGAACUAUUUCACGAAAAAGACGAAGAUUCCAUCCGGCGAUUGGCUAAUGGAGCCGGCUGGGGUCGACUGGCUCCGAUCUAGCUCGAAGCUCGACCACAUCCUGUCUCGGCCGGACAACCGCGUGAUGGAGGCGCUGAGGGAAGCACAGUCACGCGGUAAGUCUCUCAAGACCUUCUUACUCGCCGUGAACCUCCAGGUCCCGGGGAGGGAGCACCACAGCGCUGUCUUCUACUUCUCCACGCGCGACGACGCGCCGCUCGAUCCCGGAUCCCUUCUCUACAAGUUUGUCAACGGCGACGACGCCUACCGGAACAGCCGGUUCAAGAUCGUGAACCGGAUCGUGAAGGGGCCGUGGAUCGUGAAAGCCGCCGUCGGGAACUACUCCGCCUGCAUCCUCGGAAAAGCCCUAAAUUGCCACUACCACAGAGGGCCGAAUUACUUGGAGAUCGACGUCGACAUCAGUAGCUCGGCCAUAGCCAACGCGAUUCUCCACAUAGCCUUGGGCUGCGUCAGAUCUGUAACUAUUGAUAUGGGCUUUCUGGUGGAAUCGCAAUCGGAAGAUGAGCUGCCGGAAAAGCUAUUCGGGGCCGUCAGGAUAUGUCAGAUGGAGAUGAGCUCCGCCGCGUACGUCGAUACGACGUCGUCUGCUAAGGUGUUGCCCACCCCCCAUUUCCAGAACAUUAGGCGCGUGCAGGCCGAAGAUGACGGCGAAAUCGAGACGAAUAAUUGUGGGUAAAGUGCUGUGAUUUUUUUUACUUUCACUGUCCCUGUAACUUUUACUUUCACCGUCUCUGGACUGAAGAGUAACCAUGGUUAAGAUUAUUACCAAAUCUCACCACGCAAUGGUUUGCCGAAUUGCCGGUUGGUCAUAGCUCAUUAGAGCAUCCACAAUGGCAACAUCUCUCCUUAGAUGCUCAAGUGUGGGCUCCACUAUAAAGAUGUUAUUCUAGCACCUCUCUUAACAUCUUAUUCUUUCAAUGGUAGCAUCUCAUUUAGAUGCCUAAAUAUCUAUUCAAUUAAUAUAGUAGGUCUACUAAA